This is a messenger RNA of Plectropomus leopardus (leopard coralgrouper), 444 nucleotides long. The record is from RefSeq and is a predicted model, not a curated record. NCBI's taxonomy places the organism in Eukaryota, Metazoa, Chordata, Actinopteri, Perciformes, Serranidae.
UCCCCUGUCCCGCGUGUCCCCUGUCCCGCGUGUGUUUUAGUGAAGGACGUGUUUUGGUGUUUUUCAGUCGGGCGGGGAUCGAUGACUCUAAGAAGUGGGGGAUGAUGUUUCUGAGCAACCAGCUGUUCAAGAUCUACUUCAAGAUCAAUAAGCUGCACCUGUGUAAGCCUCUGAUCAGAGCCAUCGACAGCUCCAACCUGAAGAACGACUACAGCCCCGCCCAGAAGGUCACCUACAAGUACUACGUGGGCCGCAAGGCCAUGUUCGACAGCGACUUCAAACCAGCGGAGGAGUUCCUGUCCUUUGCCUUCCAUCACUGUCAUCGAUCCAGUCAGAAGAACAAGAGGAUGAUCCUCAUCUACCUGCUGCCCGUCAAGAUGCUGCUGGUCAGGAGCCCACUUUAACCAGUUUACACCAGUUUAACCACUGCACACCAGUUUACAC